AUGAGGAGAGCAGACGGACCGACCUUGCAGGAUAUCCGAGACUUCGAGAGCGGGCUAGCACUGGUGAUAUUACUAUGUGUAGGCGCUACCCUAAGGGUGGCGGCACAGGACGGCUCCUAUAUGUUGGAUUCACGAGGCGUGGAGGUGGAGCAGGGACUCCAGCCUUCAUCAGAACUCCUCCGGAACCACCAGGCCUUCUCCCAAGGCUUCAAAGAACGUUCUGAAGAGAUGGCCCUGCAAUACAGUCUUGGCCAAGUCGAAUACAAUGAUCCAAAUCCGGAGUACGCUUGGGCUUACGAGGUCGACGCCAAAUCAACCGGGGACAUGAAGUCUGCUCGAGAGGAACGACGAGGUGACGUGGUCGUGGGUCAGUACUCGGUCAUGGACCCCGACGGCUCUCUGCGUAUGGUCGACUACUCGGUGGCUCCCGGCACAGGCUUCCAGGCCACCGUCCGCAAGGAGUACACAGGCGAGGCUUUCCAGGGACAGGAGCAGAGACUGCAGGCUCAGACCAGGCAGUACAGUGCUAUCCAACAGGGAAGCAACUACCAACAGAACCGCAACCAGUACCAACAGAAUCGUGGCCAAUACUCACAGAACUACGAUGUAAACCGACAGAAUCGUAACCAGUACCAAUACUCACAAAAUCGCAACCAGAACUUGGAAAACAUCCAAUAUUCUCAGAACCGCAAUCAAUAUCAACAGAACCGCAAUCAAUAUCAGAGAAACCGCAACCAAUAUUCUCAGUACAGCAAUGAUUACCAACAGAACCGCUAUCAGAACCAGCAGAACUACAAUGAGUACCAGCUGAAACCCAUUCAGUAUUCUCAGAAUCUUAACGAGUACCAACAGGACCGCACUCAGAAUCAGCAGAACCGUUACCAAUUUUCGCAGAACCGUAACCGGUAUCAGCAGAAUCGCAAUAAGUACUCCCAGAAUUUUAAUGUAUACCAGAACCGCAACCAGUACCAGCAAAACAGCGACCUCUUACCGAACCGCAACCAGUACCAUCAGAACCGCGAUCAGUACCAACAGAACCGCUACCAGUACCAGCAGAACCGCGAUCAAAGCCUUUCCAGUCGCAACAACAAUAUCAGGUACAACUUCCAGCAUUAUGGAACCAACCGCAUCAAUCAGAACCUGAACCGCCCUUCCCCAAGUCUCUACAGCCAGAACCAAAACUACCUGGCCCGUUAUGGAUCCGGUCCUCAGAACCAGUACAACAACCGCUUCUACAACCAGUACAACACCCAACUGAAAGGGAAUCAGCAGAACCAAGGUUACUCUCCAAUCAGCGUGGUUCUCGCGUCCUCAAGGAACUAACACGCGAACCAAAUUGUCAGCGGACUUCCUAGACCACGAAAUGUAAAA
This is a messenger RNA of Penaeus monodon (black tiger shrimp), 1371 nucleotides long. RefSeq names its product GATA zinc finger domain-containing protein 14-like. Gene Ontology annotation, cellular component: extracellular matrix. The record is from RefSeq and is a predicted model, not a curated record. Lineage: Eukaryota; Metazoa; Arthropoda; Malacostraca; Decapoda; Penaeidae.